Messenger RNA from Danaus plexippus (monarch butterfly), 1491 nucleotides. It is a transcript of the gene Vps16B, whose product is annotated as spermatogenesis-defective protein 39 homolog. Gene Ontology annotation, biological process: vacuolar transport; intracellular protein transport. Gene Ontology annotation, cellular component: cytoplasm. Lineage: Eukaryota; Metazoa; Arthropoda; Insecta; Lepidoptera; Nymphalidae. The transcript has 11 exons. The record is from RefSeq and is a predicted model, not a curated record. Bases 106 to 1347 code for a protein of 413 amino acids.
AACUAGUUGUCAUACCCAUAAAAGCUGUUUGUUUACGUAAAAUUGAAAUAUAUUUAAAAGGGAUAUAUAAAAAAGACGUGGAAUAGUAUUUAUAACUAAAAAAUAAUGGAUGAUGAUGAUUAUUGGAAUACAAGCGAAACUAAAGCCAAAGCUUUUAGUUUCGACGAUGAUGUGCUAUCAACUCGCGAGAUUCUGGCCAUAGGUCAGAAAUCACACCCUGGUCAAUCAGUUGACAGUGUGUUUACUACUUUAAAUGAUGCCCGAAAUGAACUGCUGCCAAUAUCCAGUCUAGUGUCACCCAAAGUUUUAGACUUGAUGAUACUAGCACAGUCGGGCAGAGAUCCGAACAACAUCAAAGAUUCCGAACAAACUUUAGCAAUAACACUGAAGAGGAUUAUAUUGGGUCGCUCAUUCUCUCUGCAUCAAUACAAGAGCUUGAGAAAUAAAACAGAAUUAUUAGAUGGCGCUAUAAGUAUUGGGGACGGAAAUGCAAUUUUAACUGUCGUGUUAUAUUUGAUACAAACAUUGAAUAAGAAAUUGGUGUAUGAACUAUUGAGCGCUCGACCUUUGGCAUUAAAUCAUUAUAUUAGUUUUUUACAAACUGAGGGGAAAAUAACAGAAUUAACUGAUUUAUUAACAAUGCUAGGCAGAAGUUCUGAGGCAGCUGUCUUUCAAUUCCAGCACAUAGUAAAAACUCAAGGGAACAGUAUUGACGGUUUGUUACGGAAAGUGAAUAAUUUGCUAUCAAAUCACUUCAACCAACCCGGUAUGGACGCUCAUCAGAACAAAAUGGUGGCGGAUUACAUUAAACUAUUAGAAUGGCAGAAGUGUAGCUCUAUCCCAGAGCUUUACAACGCAUCAGCUCUGUCCUGUCUAUUACACUGUGUAACACAUCAUUGGACUGAGGGCGCGGGAAAUAUGAUGUCACCAUUGACACUAUGUCAGAGACAACAGGUCACACCGCUUCAGUAUGAUUGGGUUGUGUUGAACAUUCACGCUAAUACAAAUAAAUGGGACGUCGUUGAAUCUUUGUUCACAAAAAAAGACUGGCUCGGCCGGACGACAGUAUCGUCUCACAUACCGAUAGAGACUUUAAUAUCUCGUUUAAGCGAACUUAAGGCUUCGGUUCAAAUUAUCGCCACGUGCCUGAAUAAAUUAACUAACACUGAAGAUAGAUUGAGAUUGGCGCAGAAGUACAAGGUACAUUCAGUGGUUAUAGACAUUUACGCCAAACAGAAGGACAGAGACGCUCUCACCAACUACAAGAUGACAUUAAAUCCGCAGUCCGAAGAAUACAUACUGGCCGAGAACAUGAGCAGAGACACGUCAAUAAAGUGGAAGAACUGACGAAGCGUUCAAGAAUUUUAAGAUAAAGAAAACAAUGAGAUGACGACGGGACUACAAGCAUUACUAUAUAUAUAUAUAUAAAUUUAUUUAUUUGCUUGUUUAAAAUUUUAUAUCAAAUAUACUAAAUAAUUGAACUUAUAAUAA